Ziziphus jujuba (common jujube) is the source of this 1271-nucleotide messenger RNA. Its product is annotated as MYB-like transcription factor ODO1. The transcript is spliced from 2 exons. Lineage: Eukaryota; Viridiplantae; Streptophyta; Magnoliopsida; Rosales; Rhamnaceae. The record is from RefSeq and is a predicted model, not a curated record. The coding region runs from base 114 to 929 and encodes 271 amino acids.
ACUACAAUAAAAAGGUGCGUAUAGGGGGUUUGAUAUCUCUUGGAGUUGUUGGGAGGUACAAACAAAGCCUUUGUCGUAAUAGUAGUAGUAGUAUUAGUGGCUUCAAAAAAGUGAUGGGAAGGCAACCUUGCUGUGACAAGCUUGGUGUAAAGAAAGGGCCAUGGACUGCUGAUGAAGACAAAAAACUGAUCAAUUUCUUGCUUGUUCAUGGCCAAUGUUGUUGGCGGGCCGUUCCGAAGCUCGCCGGACUCCGCCGGUGCGGCAAGAGCUGUCGUCUCCGGUGGACUAACUAUCUCCGGCCCGACCUCAAGCGUGGCCUUCUUAAUGAAGAUGAAGAACAGCUUGUUAUUGAUCUCCAUGCCCGUCUUGGCAAUAGGUGGUCGAAAAUAGCUGCAAGAUUACCAGGAAGAACAGACAAUGAGAUAAAGAAUCACUGGAACACCCACGUCAAGAAAAAGCUUAUCAAAAUGGGCAUUGAUCCAAUUACCCAUGAACCUCUCCCAAAACAAGUUGGUACAAGUUCUCAACAAGAUAAUCAUGUUCUUAAUAAUCACCAGGAGAUCAUUACAGAAAACCGUAUGCAAUAUGGCAGUUCCAGUACUACUACUGACACUGAAAAUUCCUCAACCAAUGAAUCCCAGCCGUUAGAUGUUAAUAAUAAUCCUAUUGGCCACGAUGACCCAUUGAUGAGUUACAUAUUAUCUGGUACAUUUCUUGAGGAAUCUUCAUGGAAUUUCUUGGCUGCUGGGGACAAUUACAGUGAUUUUGGAGUUUCUUCGUCAGAGGACAGCUCCACAUGGUUCAACAUGGACUACAAGGAUCUUGGAGAUCAAGAUGAUCAGGAUUUUGGGCUAGCUCGUUUCAGCGACAUUGACAUAAGUACUACACUAAACGACGUAGUAAUUGAAGGAGAUAAGGAUUGCACAUAACCAAAAAGGAAACAGAGAUCGCUUUUGAUGGAUUUUUAUUUGGAUAAUCUCUAAGCAUAUAGUUUGGUUUUUCUCAGCUCCAGUCUGGAUCUAAUUUGAUCAGUUUGGCCCUCCAAGUUAUUUGGAUCUACGAAAUGAUGAGUGCAUAACAUAAACCAAGUUACUAACUAUGUAAGAAAAGCAGAUGUAUAGCUCAUUUUGUUGAGCAUUCCAAUAAUUUUCUCUUUUUAUUUUUCUCAUCCUUUCCUAGAUCCAUAUUAAUGUGGCAUGUAGAAGCUAAUACCCAUGACUGGAGUCUUUGUACUUAUAAAAAUCUUCAAUAAUAAUGAUAUUUUUAUGGUA